CGAGCUGCGGCGGGCGCACUCAGACUGCUGUGAAAUUUGUGUUGUGUUUACUGUUUAAGGUGUAUAAAUAGUUACGAAACCUUCGAAAGUAGUUCAUGUUAUUUACAAAUGUUCUGAAACAACAUGGCCGUAUUACCGUAAUGUAAUGUGAACGUAGAUUAUCGCCAUGAUAUGUGCUAUUGUAAUGCUUUUUGUAAAGUGCUGUUGGUCUCUUUCAAAUGGCGCAACAUUUAUGAGUGUUAUUAUAGAACAGGGAUUUAUUUUGCAUAUUUAUUUAGCUUUGAUCAUUCCAUUCAAAUUUGUACAUAAUCUCAAACGUGACAAAGUCUCCUUUCCAAACAAGCAGUAAACCCCCAGCUGAGAUCUGAGUGACAUUAUUGUACAGAUGGAGUUUAUUAAAGAGGCAAGAGAAGACAUGAGUCACGCAGAAACAUGCAGAAUGGAAAAUCAAGAUACUGAGGAACAAAGAGGCCUGAUAGAAGUGAAAAAGGAACAUAAAGAACUGAAAAUGGAGAAGAAGAAAGAUCUAAACAAGGAAUCUCAUCGACUCAUGAAUGAAGAACAGUCUUGUAGUUGGUCAGAGAAUGAUAAUAAUCUUUCACAAGAAACAGCGCAGAAAACAGACGCCAAAAACUCUUUUACUUGCUCUCAGUGUGGAAAGAGUUUCACACGCAAAGGACAUCUGAAGAUUCACAUGAUAAUCCACACAGGUGAGAGACCGUACACCUGCCCUCAGUGUGCCAAGAGUUUCACAUGCAAAGGAAGCCUUAAGGAUCACUUCAAAAUUCACUCUGGAGAGAAGCCUUUCACGUGCCCUCAGUGUGGAUGGAGUUUUGCACGUCAAGAAGACCUUAAGAGGCACAUACGGAUUCACACUGGAGAGAAGCCGUUCACAUGCUCUCAGUGCGAAAAGUGUUUUACAAGUUCAGGAGACCUUAAGAGGCACUUGCGAAUUCACUCCGGUGAAAAGCCUUUCUCCUGCCCUCAGUGCGGAAAGAGUUUCACGCAAAAGGAAGGUCUGAAGGAACACACCAAAAUUCAUUCUGGAGAGAAGCUUUUCGCAUGCAUGUUGUGUGGGAAGAGUUUCACACAUCAACGAAGCUUGAAAAGGCACAUGAAGGUUCAUUCUGGAGAGAAAUUACACCAGUGCUCUGAGUGUGGCAGGAGAUUUGCAGAAGCCGGUAAUCUCAAAACUCACUUGCUGUCUCACACUGGAGAAAGACCAUUUAGCUGUGAGCGCUGUGAUAAGAAGUUUUUCUUGGCCGUUCACUUAAAGACACACAUGAGGAUUCACGAAGAAGAAAAGCGUUACGUGUGUUCUUUUUGUGGGAAGAGUUUUCUGUGGCUCAACGGGUUUAAAGACCAUCAGAAAACACAUAUUGGUGAGAAACCCUACGAGUGCUUGGACUGUGGAAGCACUUUUAUUAGAGCCGGUGAACUGAAAGUGCAUGAACGGAUCCAUACUGGAGAAAAACCGUACAAGUGUUCACACUGUGAAAAGAGUUUCACUCAGUCAGGAGCCCUGAAAAUUCACGAGCGAGUGCACACUGGAGAGAAGCCGUACCUCUGCCCUUCAUGUGGGAAGACUUUCAGCCGAUAUGGAAAUCUAGGGAAGCAUUUAAAAAAUGCUUGCCCAAAGUUGAGAAACUGAGCAAAAGUUCACCUUGAAGUAGAGCUGCACUGUCCUUGAUAAAUUGAGAAUCACGAUUCUAAAUAUGACAACACAAUAACAUAAUAACAUGUAAUUUACUAGAGGUUCUGACAAAAUGUUAAUUGCUGCAGUCUUUUUUAAAAGGUUUAAUUAAUUUGAAUUCAUUAUUUUUAAAAAUGGUUUCAGUGAAUUGAUUCAAUGACACAAAUUGUUAUUUGAAGUGCCUAGUUACUUCCCAAAGUUGAUUUGCUCUAUUUUGAUCAGAAGUGUUUAUAUCCAAACUAUAAACUUUUUAUCCCAGUAUUUCUGUGAUAAUAUUGUGUGGUUGAAAAGACUUUGUGAAGCUGUUUCACACAUGACAACUGCUCUCUCUGGAUCAGCGGCAGCGCCAACACAAAUCUGAAUGUGUCGCGAAUCAUUGACACAGGCGAAUCAUUGUCGUUUAGGAAUGAGAUCGCGUGGGUGUUUGGAGAUCUUUAAACGAUUAAUCAUGCAGCUCUAACUUCAAGUCAAAUACUUGACAGAAUAUCCUCCAAAAAGCAAUUUUGGACAUUUAGACCGGAAUGUUAAGUGAGAUGUAUUUCUGUGAAAUGCUACGAAAUUAUUAGGGAUGCUGUAUUUCUGUGAAAUGCUACGAAAUUACUAGGGAUGCUCUAAGAGAAUAGUAAUAUUGUGAAUGACUAUUUUUUUUGCACAUCAUUAGUCAAACAAUGUCGAUAUAAGCCUUUUAUUCAUUCUUAUAUCCUCUAUCACAUUUUAAAAUGUCAUUUUGGUCAUAGUAAGAACUGAAAAGAGUGCUAUUGUAAUCGGUGUCCUUUUGUAAGAUGGAAGAAAAGUGAUGUGAAAGUGUGUAUGUGUACAUUCAGACAUUUGAAUAACUCACAGCCAGUCAAAUGCAUAUUUUCUCUCCCUUUUAUGUGGGAAUAUUGUUUGUGGCCAAUCAGAAAACACCUAUGUGUGCUUGGAUUGUGGAAGUACACUAGAGUACUUUUAGCAAUACACUGAUUUACUCUUCCUUUUAUAUUUAUUUAGCAGACCAAAGGGAUUUACAAAUGAGGAAUACAUACAAUGAUUCAUCUUAUGGGGGCAACAACACAAGAAGCGCUUACAAUAGAAAGUUCCAAUCAAUCAUUGUCUAGAAUACAGGCUAUAACUGUGAGGCACUUUAGAAAUAGUAAAAAAAAAUAGACAAGAUUUAUUUCAUGUAAACAGACGUUUUCAGCACACUCGUGCUUUUCAUGAGAAUCCACUGGGUGUGAAGUGAAUAUGCAUGACUGUAAAGCAUUGUUAUGAAUAUGAUACAGAGCAGUCAUUACUUCUUAUCAGAAAUUGUCUACAGCUUGACUUCAUCUCACAUAUUUAUUUUUUCACUGCAAAAUUUUCUAUAGAAUUUAUUAUAUAUAAUUAUUACAUAAUUUUGUCCUUGGAAAUAAUCUCAUUAGAUGUGUGAUGUUUAUCGGUAUGUCUGUACAUAUACGUAUAACUGUACAUAUCAUCAGAAGUGUGAAUGUAUGGGUUCCAUCUUACUAUUAAUAACAGUAAAGUAACAUUUUGUAUCAAUUUGGAUAGUGAUGCAAUAAUUUGUCUAGUUGUCCAAUGAUUAUACAAUGAAAUGCAACUUGUUACUUUUAUCCACUAUAUAAUUGUCUUGCAUCUCAAAUUUGGAAGCAAAAUGGCCAUCAAUACAUUAUGCAGAAUUACCUGUAGGAAGAGAUUAUGCGUUUUAAAAGAAUUAUAUGUAAUCUCACUCUCUGUGCAGUUAAAGGACGAUUGAUUAUUUUUUGGUUUCAAAGUCUGCGCUGCCCUCCCUCACUGAUAAAUCUCCUUCACUGACACUGAAGUUAAAGCACAAGCCUACUUUAAUCUAUUCUACAGGUGAAGGCCAAGUUUGGACACAAGUUUGGAGGCUGGACGGAGAUUUGAUGCGCUACUAUCACUUUCAUUUUUUGUACGAAAACAAAUGCAUAAUAAAUACUUUCACCUUGAA
This is a messenger RNA of Pimephales promelas (fathead minnow), 3638 nucleotides long. The record is from RefSeq and is a predicted model, not a curated record. NCBI's taxonomy places the organism in Eukaryota, Metazoa, Chordata, Actinopteri, Cypriniformes, Leuciscidae.